Oncorhynchus mykiss (rainbow trout) is the source of this 3502-nucleotide messenger RNA. The record is from RefSeq and is a predicted model, not a curated record. NCBI's taxonomy places the organism in Eukaryota, Metazoa, Chordata, Actinopteri, Salmoniformes, Salmonidae.
CUUUAAGAUGCGUGUGAUCUUGUUUUAUUGCGCUCAUACGUUUCUCUUGAUGUCAGCUAGUUGGGUAUUCUCAAUAUUAUCUCACUAUAAGGAUGUUGUGAUAUGUAAGUUUGGAGUUGGGCAAUUCUAUUGCAUUACUAGUUGUUGAUAAAAUAGGUAUUUCUGUCGGCCGAACUGACGGAGGCAAGAAGGCGGAUGCACGGGUCUAUUGAAAACAGCUUACGCCACGGAGGAGACAAGAACAGAGAGGAGGGUGCAUAGGCUACACAAAAUACUUUCCCUUUAAACAGGGGACACGGCGGCGGGGGAUAGAUAGAGAGGGGAGAGGGAAGAUAUUUAAAAAAAUAAAUAAAAGGAAGAAAGACAGCGAGGGUGGGAGGGAGAGAGAAAUAGAAAAAAAGAAAGAUGUCAUCCUCUCGUUUGAAAAGCCGAGGCGAAGGUUGGAUUGCGGCCGAUCAGGGACUCUCUAGCUAGGGACACGAUUUUACGCAACACCGAGGCUUUGGAAUCCACCACCGCUUUGGCCUCUCGGAGCUAUCGAAAUAAAUAAAUGACUCUUCCUCCACGCAUUCACAAACAACUGCGGACUUAUUAUUACUUUUGAUAUAUUUUUCCUUAUUUUCAAUAACCUAAUUUAUGCAUCGAUUUGAGAAUAUAAUUUUUCCUUGGGCUAUAAUAUAAAUAUACAAUGUAAAUUGCAUUGUAAAUGCAUCAUUAAAAGCAUGCAUCAACCAUUUUGUCGCAUUUUAGUCAUGUUGCAUCCUUUCGUCCCCACACCAUAUAACAACAUUUUAGUUCAACAUCAUUACUGUCAUAUAAUAUUGGCAUAUAACUGACAGCCUUUCAAAAUUGAUCAUUCAUCUUCAAUAAUAAUUGAUUUUAUUGAAUGCACCGCGAUUUAAACUUCCACACAGAAAUAUUCACCUUGUUGAUAUUUAAAACUGCAGAGAGGAACUAGGUAGGCUAUUACAGCAGGUGGAGUGAUUCAUCAGUUGGCCCCAGCCUAUGGUUGGUUGGCCCCGAGUCUCAGCGGGAUAUAUAUUUCUAGUUUUGACACCUGGAAUAAAAGUAUCUGACAUCAUCUUGCUUCAAAAUGGAUUCUUCUUGGAGUAAUUUUCUCUUUCAGACUCCUCUCUCACAGACCCAGUCUGAGACAGCCCUCCAAUCAGAGCUGCUUCCGGACAUGACUGGCUCUGCCCAGAGCCCCCCUACAGAGCAUAUAGCCCCUCCCCCAUCCACAGUGGACACAGCCGCCCUGAAUGAAGAGCCAUUACCUGGAAAAGCCUCAAUCAACCCUUGUUACAGUUUGGAAAUCAACUUUGGAGAGAAGGCCGUCUCCAAGCCUGGCCGGCCGACACACAUCUGCAACACAUGUAACAAGCAGUUUAAAAACAACUACAACCUCCGGCGCCAUCAGUCGGUGCACACUGGCAUCAAAAUGAAGGACAGAGCAGCCAGAGAGAGGGAGGAUGAGAGCAAGGGAGGAGGAGGACGGCAAACAAUCCCUCUCUCCCUCCUCCACCUUUCUCUGCCCUCUCAUCCUCCUCCCGCAGAAUCCCUCCCCCAACCCUCCCCACUUGGAAACCAGGAGGGCCAACCUGUUGCGGUGUCCAUUGCCCCAGCUACCGUCACCAUGGCUGCGCCCCAGGUGCUCCAAGCUGCAGUUGUGGUUGCCGGGACAAUGGUACAGAACCAGAACCUGGGGCCUCAACCCAACCCUAGCCCCAACCAGGUGAGGAAGAACCAUGCGUGUGAGGCCUGUGGGAAGGCCUUCCGAGACGUGUACCACCUGAACCGCCACCGGCUUUCCCACUCGGACGAAAAGCCCUACCACUGCCCCAUCUGCCAGCAGCGCUUCAAGAGGAAAGACCGCAUGAGCUACCAUGUACGCUCACACCAAGGAGGAGUGGAGAAACCUUAUGUCUGCCCCCACUGCGCCAAGGGAUUCUCACGACCCGACCACCUCAACAGUCACGUCAGACAGGUGCACUCCACUGAGAGACCCUUCAAGUGCCCGACCUGCACGUCUGCCUUCGCCACGAGGGACCGUCUCCGUGCCCACCUGAUUCGCCAUGAGGAGAAGGUGCCGUGCCACAUCUGUGGCAAGCUCCUCUCUGCCGCCUACAUCACCGAUCACAUGAGGGUCCACAACCAAUCACAGCACCAUGCCUGCCACCUCUGCAACCGCAGCUUCACCACCCUCACCUACCUGCGUGUCCACGCUCAGAAACACCACGGCCAGGAGUGGAAGGAGAGCGGUGGGACACGGGGCAUGUUCGGCGGGGCCGGUGCCGGCGGGGUGCUGCUGUGCCAACUGUGUGGGGUGCAGUGCAAGACACCCACCCAGCUACAGGGCCACAUGGGCACCCACGCCGUCACCCAGGUCCAGGGCGAGCCCAGCAGUAGCCUCGCGGGGACCGGUACCAUGGCUGUGGCCGUGUCUCUGUCAGGCAGCUCAACUGUGGGCCUGCUGGUCACUGACUGCUCCAGCAUCGCCCCCCAUUCUCUCAGCUAGCAGCCAGGCCCAUUGGAGGGAAGGGGGAGAGGGGAUGGAGGUAGAGGGGUUUUGUGGAGACUGCAGUCAGGAGAGAGGAGUGGAUGUGGCUCUGGAGUGAAGUUUCCCCUAAGUACAGAUGUAGGAUCAGCUUCCCCUCCCCCAAUCCUAACCUUAACCAUUAGUGGGAAAACUGAACCAGGAUCAGCAUAUACCCUCCAGUGGAUAUCUAUGUAUGUUAUGAAGGCCAAAGUAUGCUGCAAACCAGGUCCCCUUUGUAUUUGAUCCUAUUUAAAAUGUUGCUGUUGUUUAUGCAACAGUCACUUUCUCAACUGCCAUUGGUGGACACGAGAGAGGGGAGGAAAGGAGAGACCAUGGAAUCCCUGUUUUUUUUCUUUCAAUUAAAUUCUACUGAACGAAAUAUAAAGUUUUCUGGUGCAAAAUGCCACUUUUCCAUUCACACAGAACACAAACUCCCAUAACAAUGUUUGGGAUUUUACAAAUACAUCGCCAUUUAUUUUCCUUGGAAAUAUUGAUUAUACAAUAUAUGAUCACCCAGACGCAGUAUGAGCUGUGGUCCUACAUUGGCUUUUAGCUUUUUCAAAUGAACUGUCUCCAAGAAAGGACUGUUGCCUUUUCAUCAGAAAUAUGUCAUCACCAUGUAACUUUACCCUAUGACUGAUAGACAGGUGGCAUCAAAUGGGUAUUUAUUUGUAUAUUUGGCCACUGAAUGCUCAUCUUUCUUUGCUUUUAUGAUCUUGUUAUUACUCUGGAUGCUCUGAUUUUUUUAUUCUCUCAAAAAUGCAUUGGUCUGGAAAGUAUUUGUACUUUUGUGACACGUUUUUGUGAGACUGUAUUCUUGAGACUGUAUUCUUGACUGUUCAUCUGUUGGUGUAGAAUCUCCUCUGUUAACGUCACUGUAUUAAAGCCGUAGUAUGUAUAACCUAUAUGCACUUUAUCUGUGAACAUGUAUAGCAUCUGAUAUCAGAGAUGCAGUAGAAUAGAAAA